GAACGGGGCGGAGCGCGGCCGCGCCGGCGCGUCGAGGGAGAAGCAGCCGCCGCGAUGGACGUGUUCCUCAUGAUCCGGCGCCACAAGACCACCAUCUUCACGGACGCCAAGGAGUCGAGCACCGUGCUGGAGCUGAAGCGCAUCGUCGAGGGCAUCCUCAAGCGGCCGCCCGACGAGCAGCGGCUGUACAAGGACGACCAGCUCCUGGACGACAGCAAGACCCUGGGCGAGUGUGGCUUCACUAGUCAAACUGCGCGGCCACAGGCCCCGGCCACGGUGGGGCUGGCCUUCCGGGCAGACGAGGCGUUCGAGGCCCUGCGCAUCGAGCCCUUCUCCAGCCCGCCCGAGCUGCCCGAUGUGAUGAAGCCACAAGACUCAGGAAGCAGCGCCAAUGAGCAGGCUGUCCAGUGAGAGGGUCCCGGGCCCGCCCCUGGUGCCCCGUCCCCCCAAUAAAUAAGAUUUGGGUGUCUGCCUGGCUGCUGCCUUUUUCUCUCCCCCCUCUCCUGACUCCAGGCCAUCUCACUAGAUGAGCCUGUUCCCCGGUGAGACCCCACUUGGCCUCUCGCUCACCAGGCUGGCCUGCUGGACCCCUCCCUGCCCACCCUGUCCCCCCUUCUCAAGGCCGUGGGGAGGGGGGGCGGCUUUUUCAACCUGCUCCUGCCUGGGCCACUGCUUCGUCCCUCCAGAGCAGCCCCUCCCAGCAUGCUGAGCGGGAGCCCGCGCUGGAGCCAGAGUGAGAGUUGGAGACCACGUGCCGUGGGAGACCCAGGGCCUGGACCCACCCCCGCAGGGGCCACAGUGGCCUGCAGGGCGGUCAGAAGAGCGGCUCCCCCGCCGCCCCCACCCCGAAUAAACAGUCUACAGACUCGGCGCCUGCAGUUCUC
Messenger RNA from Talpa occidentalis (Iberian mole), 884 nucleotides. RefSeq names its product elongin B (gene ELOB). Gene Ontology annotation, molecular function: protein binding. Lineage: Eukaryota; Metazoa; Chordata; Mammalia; Eulipotyphla; Talpidae. Gene Ontology annotation, cellular component: VCB complex; elongin complex. The record is from RefSeq and is a predicted model, not a curated record. Gene Ontology annotation, biological process: transcription elongation by RNA polymerase II. The transcript is spliced from 4 exons. The coding region runs from base 55 to 411 and encodes 118 amino acids.